Molecule: messenger RNA, 1443 nt
Organism: Rotaria socialis
Lineage: Eukaryota; Metazoa; Rotifera; Eurotatoria; Philodinida; Philodinidae
Source: the annotation of a GenBank genome assembly
AUGUCGAAUUCGAAUCCAUUCUAUAUGAAAAAUCUAUUGUUUUCUGCUCGAUCAAAUUCAUGGGAACAACGCUCCGCAGUUGACAGCAAUGUUACAUCUAAUGAUAACAUCAAAGAAUAUUCGCAUCCUAAUAUGAUAAUUGAAUCACCUGACAAAUUGAGUAAGUCACACGCAUUUGAAUUUUUACAACUAACAUCAUCAAUUGAAUCAAAAUCAUCGUCUUCCGAUGUUGUAAAAGAUAAAAUCGCAUUCAGCAUUGAAGAAGACGAACUUGUAUCAUCUAACAAUAGAGAGUCAUUUUCUUAUGAUAAUCUGUCGCAUUUGAGUCUGUUAAUUCCUCAACAACGAUCUACUCAUGUUUUCACAUCAUUUAAUAAUGCUGCACAAUCAACAAAGUUAACAUCAAAUACGAAUAAACGAUCAUCAUUAUUACGUAGUUUGUUUAAAAGAAAUUCAUCAAAGCAAAGCACAUACGUUGUACAACAACCGAUAAAAAACUUUCAAUCAAGAAACAAAAGACGAAGUAUUAGUGGUGGAGACCAUGUUAAGAUUUCACUUACAAAAGAAAUUCACGUGGAAGAUUCUUUUCAAGCAAAACAUCCAUCAGCUAUGAAUAUUCAGGGAGAUAUUAGUACCAACCAGGAAAAUAAUAAUAAUCAAAUGCAACUACCAUUACAAGGCUUACGCUAUGACUUUAAGGAUAUAAAAUCUAUAUCGACUACUGUCAAUUCGUCAGAAGUGCAAAAUCCAUCAAAAGAUUCUGCUAUUUCAGUACCAUUUAUUAGUCGUUUAUCUAAUAUAAAAGAGAAAUCCUUGUCAUCUCUACCGGAUUCAACAUUACUAUAUCAAAAUACCAACGAACAAAAACAGUAUAUUCAAAGUGCACAUACGGUUGACGGUAUACCAAAAAUUAAAACCACUCAUAGUUCACUAGAGAGAAUAUCAUUUAAUGCUAAUCAACAUAAAUUCUAUACACAAACACCAAACUAUCAUUAUCCAAAACGUCUUUCAACUAUUAAAACGCUUGCAACGCAGUAUUCGUUACCAGCAACAACACGAAAUACUACAGGACUUUUCUGGUUUAAUGCUAAUCAACAAGCGGUGAAUAGAACUAUUUCAUUUCCAAAACAGAAUCAUAUGAAGAAGAAAAAUAAUAGACUUGACUCAUCUUCUGAUAGUCGAGACACUUCAUCAUCGUCUAGUAAUAGUACUGAAACAAUUACAAACAGUACAUCUUCGAAUUCGUCAAGUUCAUCAACAAAUACCAAGAGUAAAAGCUAUAGCAAAUCUAGUUCCACUAGUAGAACAUCAAGUUCUCAAUCCGAGCAAUCAACAACGAAAGUCAUACGACAAUAUAAUCGAAAUCAAAAUGAUCAAGAUGAUUUUAUUCGGAUCGAUCUAAAUUCAAUGACAAGUCGAACAUCGGCGAAGUACAAAAAAUAA